Messenger RNA from Hyaloperonospora brassicae, 735 nucleotides. The record is from the annotation of a GenBank genome assembly. Lineage: Eukaryota; Oomycota; Peronosporomycetes; Peronosporales; Peronosporaceae.
AUGAAGAUUUGUGUCGCCUUGUACGGCGCUCUGCUCGCUGCAACUGCGGUCCUCGCUCAGGGAGAGCCGUGGAAGAAGAAGUCGAUAAGCCUUGAGCUCGUGGAGCCGUUUCCUGAGCAGAAAGCCACGACAAUCGGCGACAAGGCGGGCGUCAAGUUCAAACCUCAGAUCCACGUUUCCAAGGGAUGCUCUUCGUAUCCCGCUGUGAAUGCGGCGGGUGAGACGACCGACGGCAUGAUACUCGACAAACCCGUUGAUGGCAAGUGCAAGGAACCGAAACAGGGGUCUCAAGCCUAUGGGCGCGGGACUUGGCAUCUGAAAAAAUUUGCCAUUAUGUUCGCAUGGCACUUCCCGACGUACGUCAGUCUUGAUGUUCGCUACGACUGGGAGCACGUCAUCUUGUGGCUCAACAACCCUGCAAUAGCAAACCCGACGAUUGAGGCGGUGUCGGUGUGGCAUGAACGCAAACGUGAAUACGUCAAAACGGCUACGCCUGAUUCGAAGUACAUGGACGGGUCGAGCCUCAAACUUGACUUGGGGGAGACUUAUUCUACGCGCAACCUCAGCUUGUCAACUUUGCCUGGUCAGUUUCAGCCACUGAUCAUGUGGGACCAGAUGCCGGACAUUACCCGUCGCGCUCUUAACGAGACCAAGUGGUACGUAAACCUUAUGCCUCUGAGCGACCCGCGCUUCACGACCGCCUUGGACAACGCCUGGCCGUAUACUCCAGUGUGA